Peronospora matthiolae is the source of this 534-nucleotide messenger RNA. The record is from the annotation of a GenBank genome assembly. NCBI's taxonomy places the organism in Eukaryota, Oomycota, Peronosporomycetes, Peronosporales, Peronosporaceae.
AUGAGCGAAGAAGACGAUGCCUUCGUUCACUGGGUGCACUAUGUGCGUCGCCUCAGCAACAUUUUUGCUCUAAGGGCUAGUGCCCAUGCGGCGGACGUGCGCCUCGAACGCAAGCUUCGGUAUGAUUAUGCCAAGCUUAAGGCCAGAGGCCAAUUGCGCAAGCUCACGCGCUAUGCUUCGGCUACUAAGGUAGCCGCGGGUGCUGGUCAGUCUGUGGCCAACAACCCGCCAACCCGCACCACUAGUGGUGGGGAACGGCCUCGGCCUCGAGAUGACCAUGGCCACGACGCUCAAAAGAAUCCAAAGCAUAUGGGCAGUCUUGCCGAAGGGGUACAUCAAAUUCCCAUGAGUUCUCAGACUCAGGGUACCCACGCCACUUUACCAGAUACUGGUAUUGACCCUGACGACGACGUCGUUUCAGUAGUCUCUCGAAUUGAAACUGACGACACCCAUGCUCAUCGAGCAGCGUCGGUGGUGGUCGGUGUACCGGUGGCAGUCCACGAGAAUUUGGUUCUCGAAAUGAAGAGUAUUUAA